GGCCCACACCCGCAGCAGCUCUUCCAGGCUCCCGGUUCCAGUUGCAGCGAGUCUCGGUCUCAGGACCCCGGGGCACUCCGGCGGCGGGUCUACAGGACCGGCGCUGCCCAGUCCCGGCGGGACAUGGCCUUGAGGCUGGGCCGGCUGGGCGCGGGCCCCUGCUGGCGCGCGGUGCAGGGCGACUAUGGACGGCUGCGCGCUUGGUCCCCGCGCGGCGCGUCCGCUCGCGUCUGCCGGCUGCCUGGCACCGCUGGUACCCAGGCUCGCCGCGGGCUGGGCCACAGCCCCUCGGCUGGAGGCGGGUCCUGGCUGGGGACCGGGCUGGCCGCGGCGCUGGCGGGGUUGGCAGGGCUGGCAGCCGCCGCCUUCGGGCACGUGCAGCGGGCGGAGAUGGUGCCCAAGAGCUCGGGGGCGCGAAGCCCCUCGCCUGGCCGCAGGGAGGAGGAGGAGGAGGACGACGAGCUGGCUCGCCGCUGCAGCGCCUUCAUGACCUCGCCGGUGACCGACCUGCGUGAGCUGCGGAGGAGGCCCGAGGACAUGAAGACCAAGAUGGAACUGAUGAUCAUGGAGACCCAGGCCCAGGUGUGUCGGGCGCUGGCCCAAGUAGACGGGGUCGCCGACUUCUCCGUGGACCGAUGGGAGAGGAAGGAAGGAGGUGGUGGCAUCACCUGUGUGCUUCAGGAUGGGCGUGUGUUUGAAAAGGCUGGGGUGAGCAUUUCUGUCGUUCAUGGGAGUCUUUCUGAGGAAGCAGCAAGUCAGAUGAGAGGCAGAGGAAAAGUCCUGAAGAGGAAAGAUGGUAAAUUGCCAUUUACUGCUAUGGGUAUAAGCUCUGUGAUUCACCCCAAGAAUCCUUAUGCACCCACUAUGCAUUUCAACUACAGAUACUUUGAAGUAGAGGAAGCUGAUGGUGACACGCACUGGUGGUUUGGGGGUGGAUGUGACCUCACGCCAACAUACUUGAACCAAGAGGAUGCUGUCCAUUUUCAUCGCACUCUAAAGGAAGCUUGUGAUCAGCACGGGCCAGAUAUCUAUCCCAAAUUUAAAAAAUGGUGCGAUGACUACUUCUACAUAGUGCAUCGUGGGGAGCGGAGGGGCAUCGGAGGCAUCUUCUUUGAUGAUCUCAACUCUCCGUCCAAGGAGGAAGCAUUCCGCUUCGUUAAGACGUGUGCUGAAGCUGUGGUUCCUUCUUAUGUCCCCAUUGUGAAAAAGCACUGUGAUGACUCUUUCACCCCUCAGGAUAAGCUGUGGCAGCAGCUGAGGAGAGGGCGGUACGUAGAAUUUAAUCUGGUGUAUGAUCGGGGCACCAAGUUUGGCCUCUUUACUCCAGGAUCCAGGAUCGAAAGCAUCUUGAUGUCUUUACCUCUGACAGCCCGAUGGGAGUACAUGCAUUCGCCCCCAGAGAAUUCCAAGGAGGCUGAAAUUCUGGAAGUAUUGCGCCAUCCGAAGGACUGGGUACACUGAUGCAGCAGAGCGUUGUUCCAGGGCCUGGUGGACGCAGGCGUGGUGGUCUUCCUGCACUGCUGCCACUGUGUGGCAGGCAAUCCUUUGUGCCUUACUGUCCCAGCCUUCUCCACUCUGGGCAGCACCUCUGUGGCAGGUGGUUUUGAAUCUUUCCCAGGCUGUGGGGUGAGGUGGUAAUGAUGGAUGGUGAUGUAAAACUGCCAGAUUCAUUGGAUGUAAAACCCAUUUGUACUUUUAGAAUCAUUGUCUGUGACCAGUUAUUUUGACAUUCCAGGUCUUAAGAUAAGGGAAUGUAAGUACUAUAAUAUGUACCAGGAAGCUCUUCAACUUACUUGUUGCUGGAAGUUGUAGUUUUUGCCACAGAAAUUUAUCAGGGGAUACAUUUUAGCUUUCAUUAGUUCAGUCAGGUUGGCCCUCUUGGUAACUUUAGAAUGCAAUUUGAAGCCUGGUGGUGCACACCUUUAAUUCUUUAAUCCCAGCACUCAGGAGGCAGAGGCAGGUGGAUCUCUGUGAGUUUGAGGCCAGCCUGGGCUACAGAGAGAGUUCCAGGACAGCUGCUACAGCUAUACAGAGAAACCCUGUCUCAAAAAACCAAAAAGAAUGCAUUUUGAAGGGACAUGUUUUCCUUUGUCAUUUUUCAAGUUUCUCUGAUGUAAUUUUCAUGUGUCUUUCUCUAUAGACCAGAAUAUUAUAAAAAUACUCAUUUUUUUUAUAAAGAUAGGUAUUUAGGAGCACUUGAAAGUUUACAUCAGUUCCUGCAUUAUAAUUCAAUGAUGACCUAUAGUUUACAACUGUAAAUGGCAUUAUUAUUUAAAUAAGAAACUUCUAAGUGUUGAGUUUUUUUUGUGAGAUCAUAACUUGCUGGCAUUGGGAUUCUAUGUAUUCUUGAAAGCAAAAGCUUAUAUUCCUGGAUUCUGAUACUUAAAGUUUUAUAUUUUACACAUUUAGGUAUGGGAGUUUAGACUAAGAACAAAUGAAAAACAUUUUCCUUCUUUAAUUAAAAUGAAUGAAGCUAGUCUAACAUGUGGAUAUUUUAUACUUUUUAAAAAAUGGACCAAUUGAAAUUGUCCUACUUUUCAAAUGAGAGAUUCCUCAACUUUUAUCUUUUCUUUUAAAAGUCACAGCAGAUUUCUUAUGCAUGAUUUGUCUGUCUAAAUAAUAAUAUGACUGGAGUGUCUUAUUUGAUUCGAAAUAUAUUGAAUUUGCAAGGAGCAGUGUCUCAUACAUAUAUAAAUAUUAUUCUGGAAUAUGUUGGAUGUAUGUGAUCGUGUUUGGCUCUUUUAGGGUGAGAAAAAUCUACAGAUUCUUCCUCGUGUCUUAUACAGACCCAGCUAAUAAAUUUUAUUUUGAA
Molecule: messenger RNA, 2812 nt
Organism: Peromyscus eremicus (cactus mouse)
Lineage: Eukaryota; Metazoa; Chordata; Mammalia; Rodentia; Cricetidae
Gene: Cpox
Product: coproporphyrinogen oxidase
Exons: 7
Coding region: 124-1461 (445 amino acids)
Cellular component (GO): cytoplasm; mitochondrial intermembrane space
Molecular function (GO): coproporphyrinogen oxidase activity
Source: RefSeq, a predicted model, not a curated record